AUGCCUGGUAAAGAAACUAGUUCUAUUCAUAUCAGUUUCUGUAAAUUCUUUUCCCGUGUUUUUGUUUAUUAUAGGUACCGUGAUUUUCGUGACAAAGAAGGUCGUUUAACAGCGUUUUAUUGGCAUUUAUUGGCAUCGAAGUUAUGCUUUGUCAUUGUAUUUGAACAUUUUGUAUUUGCGACACACAGGCUCAUUGACUUCUUGGUUCCAGAUAUACCUAAAGAAUUAGAUAUAGCUAUUAAGAAAGAAGCUUAUCAAGCUAAAAAGCUAAUGUCGCACGAUAUCAGUUUAAUUGUCACUAAAUCAGAGGAUGAGAUAAGCGAACAAAACUUGAAAAUUAAAUGACGAUGGAGUUUCUUUUGCAACCUAUUUUUUUCUUUACAAUUUUAUGUAGGUUAUCAUUUAUCAAACUUUAAGUAGGCUUCUUGCAA
This is a messenger RNA of Hydra vulgaris (swiftwater hydra), 431 nucleotides long. The record is from RefSeq and is a predicted model, not a curated record. NCBI's taxonomy places the organism in Eukaryota, Metazoa, Cnidaria, Hydrozoa, Anthoathecata, Hydridae.